AUGAAGCCGCGGGACUGGGACAAAGCGCUCAAUGGCAGCAGCCAGUCAAGGUCAAGGCCACAGGUGAUCCAGCGGCGAGGUAGCCGGCAGACUUCUUCGCAGGAUCGCCAUGGUAGAAUAUUUGAUGAACAUGAACAGCGGACGAUCCGUGCGGCCACUCCCGAUUCGGGAGCCUACACAACCUUCCGCAACGAUUCCACCGACGGCAGUCAAGUCCAUUCUCCCAUAUUACACUCGACGCGAUCCCGAAAUUCCCAAAGACGGCGUGAGACCUCCGCUUCGAUUUCGAAUACCGAUGAUGAAAACACAAUCGAUAGAAGGAGGAGAAGAGCCCAGACAAGAACACACACAAAAGAUGACGCACCUUCAGAUGCCUCGCCAGGAUCUUUUAUAACAAAGACCCGCAAGAGACUUGGUUCCAUAGCGACAAGUCCUUCGCUGGUUCAACGUCAAGACGAGGACUACGGGUCAAUUGGUUUCCCUUCGGUUGUCCGUGGUGCAGACGCAAUGGAACAGGCGGAUUCGCGAAACCCAAAAGUGCAGCGCCGACCGUUUUCGCCGAAUGAAAUGUUUGGUUCCGCUGGCGGCCUUCGGUCGCCCAAGUUGCUCGAUAUCGACUCGGCUAGGAUCUUGCAGCUUAUGAAAACUACGUGCGGAAGAAUGCAUGGUAUCUUGUUCUUCAGGCCUCUACAUACAUCUGCCUGGGCUUCAGGCUACUGCGCCAUCAACGUUGCGCCGGGAAGUCUUGUCUGCCAGACCAAAGGUGAAGUGUCGCAGUCUACAGUAUUGAUCUCCGAUCUUCGAGGGUGUACAGUCAGAACACACUACGACUAUGAAACUCAAAGUACGUAUUUGAGUGUUCUGGUGGCUUCCUCAACGACAGGUUUUCAACUUCGACCACCCGUACCGGAAACGUUUGACUCUUGGCUCGCAGCUCUUCUCUGCUGGCAACCUUUGCGGCCCAAGGGCAUCCACAACAAAAUGUCCAAACCCCAACCAUUCAGCAUACCCGACAAGAAGACAGUGUCGCAACGCAGGUUGUCGGAUAUGAGCAAUGGUAAAAGUACGGCAAUUGUUAAAGUAGGGAAGAUGCUUUUGUGGGACGGUCCACUACCUUCAGGUUCCCAAUUAGUGUCAUCACCGAACAGCCUUGGUAGAUCCAUGACAGAAGAUAACUACCACUGGCGACGGGUGAACUGUACACUACAUGAGAACGGCACAUUCCGAAUCCUGGGGGAGAUAGAGUCAACGGUGCUUUGUGUGACGCAUCUGUCUGAGCUCUCCCGCAGUGCCGUGCAGAGACUCGAUGAAAGUGUGCUCCGCAUGCCAUACUGUCUAGCAGUGUACCCACAAUAUCGCAUUCAAGGAUCAUCUGCAAGUCUUUCGAGGCCUAUGGUGAUUUGCUUAGAGUCAAAUACUGCUCUUGAGGCUUGGUAUGUUCUCCUUCGAGCCCUCACAGUGCCCGAAUUGUAUGGGCCAGAACAAGCUCUGGAAGCUUUUCAGUCGACGUCGUCGCCAGGUUCCAGAAAUCCAUCUCCACAAUCACUACAAGGGAUGUUCCGAAUUGAGCGUUCGCUAUCUGUGAAAAUCACAGAAGCGAAGUUUGCUCAGCAGUUUGCGGCGCAGGUCCCCCAGGAGCAACAGAAGCAAAAGACCAGAUUUGCAAAAGAAGAACAAUCGAAGGAAGGAGUAUAUGCUGAACUUAUGCUGGGGAAUGAUUUGCGUGCACGUACAACAACCAAGACCAAUCUGACUGCGGCCUUCUGGGCAGAGGAAUUCAACCUGGAGGAUGUCCCAGCGUCUGCCUCGAACAUCACGAUUGCUGUCAAAUUCGGGAAUCCUGCCGAGAAAGAAUGGACCAUGGUGGCUGACACUCUUUAUGACAUUUCUGCGGAUGCUGGCUACCUGUCUGGCCUCGGCGGUCUUGAGAUCUCGUCCCACGACCCUGUAUUCGGCCGGCUUGACGUGCCUUUGGACGAUCUGGAGAAUCAGACACCGGUUGAUAAGUGGUGGCCGCUACUCGACAAUAAUGAUCACUCUGUUGGCACGCUCCUAGUAAGAUUUAAUCUCCGGGAGGCCGUGGUAUUGAUGGAGGACGAGUACAAAGAGCUUGGAGCUCUCCUAGGAAAUUUUGCAAACGGCUUGACGACGCAAAUCUCUCGUGCACUUGGACCAGAUCUGCGACAACUGUCUGAUAUCUUGCUAGACAUCUUUCAGGCGUCGGGCUGUGCGAAUGACUGGCUUGCCAGUCUGAUUGAGGAAGAAAUUGACGGCACAGAUCGAGAAACCCAACCCAUGCGCAUGAGGUUUAGCGGUCGCAUUCAUUCCAACGAUUCCUAUGAGUCUGCCGAGCAACGCGAAAUGCUUGUCAGAGAUCUAAGUCGAUCAGCCACUAUGGAAGUCAAUUUGCUCUUCCGGGGCAAUUCCCUUGUAACGAAAGCCCUGGAUGCUCAUAUGCGCCGAUUAGGCAAGGAGUAUCUAGAGGAGGUUCUGGGUGAAAAAUUGCGCAAAAUCAUUGAACGCGAUCCGGAUUGUGAGGUUGACCCUACCAGGGUUAGAUCAAACGAACAACUGGAGAAGAAUUGGGCGAAUCUGAUCUUCCUGACCAGCACCAUUUGGAAAUCGAUACGUGACUCGGUGGCGCGUUGUCCAUUACCACUGAGACUUAUAUUCAGACAUAUACGAUCUUGCGCCGAGGAUCGCUAUGGACCUUUUAUUCGUACGGCUAAACUCACCAGCGUUUCUGGAUUCCUCUUCCUUCGUUUCUUCUGCCCUGCAAUCUUGAAUCCCAAGUUGUUUGGUCUGAUUCCAGAUAUUCCUCCUGAUCGCACCAAACGCACAUUUACUUUGAUCGCCAAGUCCUUGAAUGCACUUGCAUCCGUAGGCAAAUUCGGGACCAAGGAACCCUGGAUGGAACCCAUGAACAAAUUCCUGAUUGCCUCGGCGACCGAAUUUCGAAACUUCCUUGAUGAAAUUUGUGCUGUUGACGCGUCUCAGAUGGCUUCCAUGACUCUCGAGCCUCAAUUCGCGGCCCCAAAACAAAUCAAGAGUCGACUGCCACCACUAUCUCGAGAAGGCCUACCUAGCCUGCCAUAUUUGCUCGAUUACCCAAGAUUGUUGGCACAACUGGCCGACCUGUGGGUGUCACACAUUCCCGAGAACAUCAACGAAGCCGGUGAUGAUGAUCCUAUCCGUCUCUUCCACACUUUGUGUCUUAGCCUUUCUGCAAAGAGCAAGGAGUGUCUCAAAGCUGCUGAGCAGGCCGAAAGACCUAGCGAAAGGUCUCAGCCGGCCUGGGAGAGGCUUCUCAAUGAUCAACAAGAGAAAAGCAGCUCGUCUAGCAACAUAUUUGGAGAGCCAAUCAUCAAGCCUCGGAGGAGUGCCGAGAUCACAGCUCUGCCACAAACGGCGGAUACUGCUGCGAAUUUCGAAUACAAAAAUGCUGAAGUCUCACCUAAUGUCGGCGAGGGCGACACCACACCGUCCAGCUCAGCAUCCAUCGCAUGGGAUCGGCGUAUCCCUUUUCCUCAACGAGCAACGGACGCUCGGGCAAUGACCAAUUCAACAAACUCCUCAACAGCAUCGGUCGAUUUUACAGAAGAGAGUCGGGCGCGAGUAUUACCGGGCAGCCGUGACGGACCCAGUAAGAACCGAUUGUUCGAGUUGAUGAGCUCUUCAUCACGAAAGAAGGCCAAAGCCAGCGACAGGCCAUAUGACGAGGCACACGAGAUCUGAUGACAGCAAGCCAUGAUGAUGAUUUACAUGGCGUAGAUACCUUAGCAUAUACGAGAACAAGAAGCAUUUCCAGCGACAGCAAUCUGUUUGUUUGUGAUUAGCGACUUAUUUAU
This is a messenger RNA of Exophiala oligosperma, 3848 nucleotides long. RefSeq lists its product as uncharacterized. Gene Ontology annotation, biological process: regulation of GTPase activity. The record is from RefSeq and is a predicted model, not a curated record. Lineage: Eukaryota; Fungi; Ascomycota; Eurotiomycetes; Chaetothyriales; Herpotrichiellaceae. Bases 1 to 3735 code for a protein of 1244 amino acids. The transcript has 2 exons.